Cucumis sativus (cucumber) is the source of this 1319-nucleotide messenger RNA. RefSeq names its product armadillo repeat-containing protein 7. NCBI's taxonomy places the organism in Eukaryota, Viridiplantae, Streptophyta, Magnoliopsida, Cucurbitales, Cucurbitaceae. The coding region runs from base 454 to 984 and encodes 176 amino acids. The record is from RefSeq and is a predicted model, not a curated record. The transcript has 10 exons. Gene Ontology annotation, molecular function: protein binding.
CUCCACUUUUAGUCUAUUCCUUUUUUUGGCAAUUUCCCUCUUUUUUAACGCACACCAGCCGCCCCCUCAGUCGGCAAUCCCUCAUCUCAUAGUUUCACGUCCAGUCGCCGCUGUCAACGUCUAGGAUCUCCGUCGCUGUUCACCGUCGAUUGGAGCCAGACGCCCUGCAAUUCCUUCAGCCGCCGACCACAGGAUCUACCGUGCCACUCCUCUCUGUUUCAUGCCCAGCCAGUCGGCCGCCGCCCGGCUUCCAGUGCGCCAUUUUCCACGUGCGGCUUCACAUCAGCACGCCGUCCGCCCCGCCAUCAGCAAGGAUUCGAUUCAAUUUUGGAGUGUUCAAAUUAGCUUUUGAGGCAAAGUUUAGGCCCAUUGUAUCGAGCAUUUCCCGCUUUUUGCCGUGUGCUAUAAACUGUUGUGAAGGUUUCAUGGUAAGUUAGUGCGACAUCAACGGCUAUGUUCACUAACGACCAGCGGCAAGCGGAGCGAACUGGAAAGUAUGGAACUCCAAGGCUCCAAUACCUCCAGGAAUUAGUGAAUGAAUUCCAGAGCUCAACUAGUCAAGAAACAAAAGAAAGUCUUGUUGCAAAUUUGGCAAACUUUUCUUAUGAUCCUUACAAUUAUUCCUUCUUACGCCAGCUAAAUGUUCUGGAGCUUUUUUUGGACUGCAUGACAGAGCCAAAUGAGAAGCUUAUUGAAUUUGGUAUUGGAGGGAUCUGCAAUUCUUGUGUUGACCCUGCUAAUGCUUCUAUUAUAACUCAGUGUGGUGGAAUUCCCCUCAUCAUUGAAUGCUUGUCAAGUCCUGUAAAAAACACUGUGAAUUAUGCACUGGGCGCUAUAUAUUACCUCUGCAAUGCAUCAAACAAGGAAGAGAUUAUGAAACCAGAAGUUGUAGAUGUCAUCAACAAAUACGCAGUGGCUGAGAGUGUGAGCUUUAGUAAUCUGGCUAAAGCAAUUCUGGACAAGCACCUAUCUAACAGAAACUGAAACUUGACAUCCUUGAUGGCAAAUUGGCUGAAAUCUCAUUGCUAGGUGUGGAUCACUCCAGAUCACCCAAAGAGAGUUAAUGAAAUCUCAUGGCAUUGGCUCCUCAGUGUUGUACAAUCUGUAAAAAAGUUCAUACCCAUGAGUGCAGCCAUUUGUUUAUGGUGCAGUCAGAUAUGUUUUUCGAAUGGACUUGAAAAUAAUGUAAAUAUGUCUCUUUUAAGAAGUAACGUACUCCUGGUUCUCUCUCUACCCAUUCUGAGCAUUGGAGAAAUCUUUUCUAACCAUUUUAGUGUAAUAAAUUUUACACAUAAAUUUUUUAUUUCUCACUAAAAAAA